This is a messenger RNA of Fusarium verticillioides 7600, 4743 nucleotides long. RefSeq names its product AGC/PKC protein kinase. NCBI's taxonomy places the organism in Eukaryota, Fungi, Ascomycota, Sordariomycetes, Hypocreales, Nectriaceae. Bases 903 to 4310 code for a protein of 1135 amino acids. The transcript has 6 exons. The record is from RefSeq and is a predicted model, not a curated record. Gene Ontology annotation, molecular function: diacylglycerol-dependent serine/threonine kinase activity; ATP binding. Gene Ontology annotation, biological process: protein phosphorylation; fungal-type cell wall biogenesis; signal transduction.
CUCUUUUUUUCGUAUUUGUCAAAUUCUUUUUUGCACUGGUCUCCUCCUUGUGUCUCCUAAAAAGGACCUACCUGUAUCUUUGAAUCUAGUAUCAACUUCCUUGGUCUUUUAGCUUACCGCUAAAGUCGCCAGAGUUAGCUCAGUGUUACUGCGCUGUGCUCUACUGUGCUUCUGCUCGCGCAUUGAAUCUUUGGAAAACGCCCGAUAAAAACCCCGCCAAUUUUACCCCCUCCUCCACCGAGUGUCGAUGCGAUUCCCUAAGGUACCAACCAACUCUAGGAACUUAUUGGAUCACUGACGACAUUUCUCACCUUUGACCUCCCAACCUACCUUACCACCUCUACCUAACUUAACUGCCCUGCCACCUGCAACCUGCCACUCAACACCUAAAUACCUACCUAAAGAGUGAGUACCUGCCCAAGGCAAGGUACCACCAUAAUCUGCCUUUUGACAACGGCUGGGCUUAAUAAACCCAAACCCUCUUUCCCUCAACCUCCCCUCCCCUCCUCUCCCCCACCCGCCAGCUUCGGCCUCAUCCACCUGAAGCGAAGCUUGACGGCGAAAACCUCCGCCAGCCAUAAACCACCGUCGCGGACUCACGCAUAAUUACAUACACGUACCUGGGACCUUCUGGCUUUCCUCGUUCCGUGUGCUUCUGCCCGCCCGCCCGCCUGCACCUGGUUCGGCUCUCAUAGGAUAACGACAUUCAUUGGCGAUAACGACACACAAGACGUCACCUGUCUAGUGGUCGUCUAGUUAUUUUACCACCCGCUCGCCCACCCUCGCCCGCUCAUUAUUGAGGCGUUGUCCUCACCACCUGAUAUCGGCUGUAUUUUCAGCCAUCCCCUCCUCCUCCAACCUCCUGUCGUCCCGCGCGAACGUAUCGUGCAGCCACUUUCACCAUGAAUGACGAUGAUGCGAUCCAUAGCAUCCACAAGAAGAUCGAGCGCGAGAAGGCUCUCAUCAACGCUGCCAAUUCCAUGAGAGCACAGACCAACAAUGAAGCCGUCAGAUCUCGUCUCGACUCACAAAUGCGAGAUGGUCGUCGCAAUCUGCAGUUCUUUGAGGAGAAGCUGCGCGACAUCCAGAUGCGACGUGUGAACUCUGGUGUUGGGGAUAUGUCCCUUGGAGGAUCUUCUGACGAUGCCGGCGGCCCUCCUGCACCACCUCCCAAGGAUUCCCGAGAAGACAGAGGAUCUGAUCUCAUGCCUCCCCGCCAUCCUUAUGCUCCAGGUCCCCCUGGUGCCACGGCUUUGCCGAAGCCACGUCAAAAUUUCACCAAGUUAGACCUGAUCAAAUAUGAUACACCGCAUCUGGGACCCCGCAUCCAGCUCAUGCUGUCGCAGAUUCAGUUCAAGCUCAACGUCGAAGAACAAUAUCUUAAGGGUAUCGAAAAGAUGGUUCAGCUUUACGGUAUGGAGGGAGACCGCAAAAGUAAGGCUGACGCGGCUGCCCGAAAAGUCGAAAGCAAGCAAAAGAUUAUACUGUUGAAGCAGGCACUCAAGAGAUAUGAAGAACUGCACAUCGAUGCGGAUGUUGCGGACGCCCAAGAUGACGAUUCUAUCAAUGCCCCUAAUCUGAGGAAGCCCCUUAGCGGACAACUAUCGAUUCGUAUGCUGGCUAUAAAGGAUGUCGACCACCUAGCAACUGGUAGGUUUACACGAGGGCCUGAGACCUUUAUUGCCGUCAAGGUUGAGGAUACUGUGAUGGCUCGUACAAAGGCGACCAGGAACGAUCGCUGGGAAGCCGAAUACCAUACCAUCGAAGUUGAUAAGGCCAACGAAAUCGAGCUGACGGUUUACGACAAACCCGCUGAGCACGCCAUGCCCAUUGCUAUGCUCUGGGUCCGAAUCUCUGAUAUUGUCGAGGAAAUGCGUCGUAAGAGGAUCGAGGCUGAGAUGAACAGUUCUGGAUGGGUUUCGGCCGAUAGAAUGGGUAGCACCGGUGGUGGUGCCCCUUCACAAUUCCCCAUGAGCCCAUCUUCGGGCUCUUUUGGGCCAGGCUCUCCAGCUGGCGGCGCGCAAGGAACAGAGACCGGUCCAUUCGGGACUGCUGGUCCCCAGCCUCAAGUGCAAACUGGGCCAAUCGAAGAAUGGUUUAACCUGGAACCUACUGGGCAGAUUCAACUCCAGUUGGCAUUCAACAAGACUAACGCGAACAGCCGCCCCGUCGACCUCGGUCUUGGCCGAAAGGGAGCUGUUCGUCAACGCAAGGAAGAGGUUCACGAGAUGUACGGACACAAGUUCGUACAACACCAGUUCUACAACAUCAUGCGUUGUGCGCUUUGCGGAGAUUUCCUCAAGUACUCUGCAGGCAUGCAGUGUGAGGAUUGCAAGUACACUUGUCAUACCAAGUGUUAUUCUAGUGUGGUUACGAAGUGUAUCAGCAAGAGUAACGCUGAGACCGAUCCCGACGAGGAGAAGAUCAACCAUCGUAUUCCGCACAGGUUCAAUCCUUAUUCCAACAUGACAGCAAACUGGUGCUGCCACUGUGGUUACAUUCUGCCUUUUGGCAAGAAGAACUGCAGAAAGUGCUCAGAAUGCAAUCUUACUGCACACGCCCAGUGUGUUCACCUUGUUCCUGACUUCUGUGGCAUGUCAAUGGCUGUUGCCAAUCAGAUAUUGGACGGAAUAAGAUCACAGAAGCAGAGACAGGCAAAGGUCUCUUCACUAACAGAAAAGACUCUCCGGCCAGGAAAAUCGAGCCCUACCAGCACUCACUCCCCGGCCCCGUCCUACUCCAGCUCGUCCGCACCUCCUUAUCAGCCAGGACCUGCCUCACCUGAGGCAACUGAGGCUGCUAAAGUUAUGUACUCGAACCAGACAACACCACGACCUGGGCAUCCCGACCGAACCUCGUCUAGCUCAACGGCUGCAGCGGCAGCCUCUGCGGCUAUGUCCGGAGGGCCUGGAGGGGCCCAGAGACAACAGUCUGAUUAUGGACGUUACAGUGGAGGGUAUGACCAGCAACAAGAGGAUCCAUACGCUCAAGGGGGCCAAUACGGCGCAGGUCAGCAGCGUAAGUACAACCCGGCUGACUAUGCCAACGUCAACCCUAGCUACGGAGGACAACCGCCAGCUCAGGCUCAGCGGCCAGUGCAACAGCAGCCAACUGCACAACAGCCUCCUCCCCAGCAACCGCUGCCUCCUGUCCCACAACACCAGCCUCAGCAGCAGCAAGCGGGUUACCAACAACCACCACCACUAGCACACCAGCCCCAGUCACCGGAAGCGAUGUCUCCUAAGCAGCAGUCUGCAUCUGGUGGAAACAAGGCACCACUGCCUAAGGCCACAGACCCAGGUACAGGCCAACGGAUCGGGCUGGAUCAUUUCAACUUCUUGGCUGUGCUGGGUAAGGGUAACUUCGGUAAGGUCAUGCUUGCUGAAACAAAGCGAUCUCGCAAGCUCUAUGCUAUCAAGGUGCUUAAGAAAGAGUUCAUCAUAGAGAAUGACGAAGUAGAGAGCAUCCGCUCUGAGAAGCGUGUGUUCCUUGUUGCCAACCGAGGUAGGCACCCAUUCCUCACCAACCUGCACGCAUGCUUCCAGACCGAGACCCGUGUGUACUUCGUCAUGGAGUAUGUUAGCGGUGGUGAUCUGAUGUUGCACAUUCAGCGAGGCCAAUUCGGCACCAAGCGUGCCCAAUUCUACGCUGCAGAGGUUUGCUUGGCACUCAAGUACUUCCAUGAGAACGGUGUCAUCUAUCGUGAUCUGAAGCUUGACAACAUUCUGCUGUCACUUGAUGGCCAUGUCAAGAUUGGUGAUUAUGGUCUGUGCAAGGAAGAUAUGUGGUAUGGUUCGACAACAAGUACCUUCUGUGGUACUCCCGAGUUUAUGGCUCCCGAGAUUCUUCUCGACAAGAAGUACGGCCGUGCUGUUGAUUGGUGGGCAUUUGGUGUCCUGAUCUACCAGAUGCUUCUCCAACAAUCGCCUUUCCGUGGAGAAGAUGAGGAUGAAAUUUACGAUGCCAUUCUCGCGGAUGAACCACUUUAUCCCAUUCACAUGCCCCGAGACUCAGUCUCUAUUCUCCAGAAGCUGCUCACUCGUGAGCCUGACCAGCGACUCGGAAGCGGCCCAACUGAUGCCCAGGAGGUGAUGAGCCAGCCAUUCUUCCGCAACAUCAACUGGGACGAUAUCUACCACAAGAGAGUGCAGCCUCCUUUCAUGCCUCAAAUUAAGAGUGCUACUGAUACUAGUAACUUCGACUCGGAGUUCACCAGUGUUACUCCCGUGUUGACCCCAGUCCAGUCUGUUCUCUCACAAGCCAUGCAAGAAGAAUUCCGAGGCUUCUCCUACACAGCUGAUUUUGAUUAAGCGACUGGACUAACAAGAUUGACGAUUUUGCAAUAUUUUAUCGAGAUGAUGGAGCCGCGGUGAGGUUAUUGUCUUGUCUAUCGAAUACCCAGGGGCGAUAGUGAAAUAGGUGGCCGGACACCGCGGGCAGGUGAUGUCGGUACAGUGAACCCAGGAUGGGCGUCUUAUCCAGGCGCCCUCUUCCCACGUUCGCUGGGUCGCUUAUAGCGGUAGGCUUUCAGGAUAUUGGUGGUUGGGCGAGUAAAACAUACGAGGGCAUGAUUAGUACCGUGCCAUAUUGAGACAGUGAAGCAAGCGAUCUUAGCGGUAGAUGAAUAUCGUAUACAGCAGCAUUGGAAUGCAUGUUAGUUAAUAGAAGCCAGAGAAGAGAUGAUAAAAAAUUAGUUGCAGGCAGGCUAUGGUUUUUCUUAUAUGUUACCCUGCACAGCGGUGA